This is a messenger RNA of Telopea speciosissima, 896 nucleotides long. RefSeq names its product nifU-like protein 2, chloroplastic. The transcript is spliced from 5 exons. Gene Ontology annotation, cellular component: chloroplast stroma; mitochondrion. NCBI's taxonomy places the organism in Eukaryota, Viridiplantae, Streptophyta, Magnoliopsida, Proteales, Proteaceae. Gene Ontology annotation, biological process: iron-sulfur cluster assembly. Bases 115 to 828 code for a protein of 237 amino acids. The record is from RefSeq and is a predicted model, not a curated record. Gene Ontology annotation, molecular function: iron-sulfur cluster binding; iron ion binding.
UCAGAUCCUCUGAUUUUCUUCUCCACGCAGGUCGUGUUCUUCACACACGCACUUUCGUUUGUUUCUUUAUAAUAACAGAGUUCCACACACGCACAGAGAGAGACAGAGAGAGAAAUGCAAUCGGUGACGCUUAACCCAUCAUACAGCAGGACAGGUCAAGUCCUUGAAGUUUCUUGUUCAUGCUCCUUGACAAACUUGCAUCCUAGCUCCUUUAAGGGUUGGAAUCUCUGUAGUAAUCGAAUUUCUCUUAUAGGGAGAAAUUUGUUGGAGCUUAAGGGAGCGUCUCGUUGCCUACGCGUUCGCACUUCUAGGCGCACCGAUGGACAAGCCAUCAAAGCUGUUGCUACACCAGAUUCAGCAGUGGGAUUGCCACUCACCGCUGAAAAUGUUGACAGUGUAUUAGACGAAGUGCGACCAUAUCUCAUGGCAGAUGGUGGCAAUGUAGUAUUGCAUGAGAUCGAUGGCAAUGUUGUCAAAUUGAAGCUACAAGGAGCAUGUGGGUCCUGUCCCAGUUCUGUGAUGACAAUGAAGAUGGGUAUAGAACGCCGUCUGAUGGAAAAGAUUCCUGAGAUAGUUGCAGUUGAACCAGUUACAGAUGAGGAAACGGGCCUUGAGCUAAAUGAAGAAAACAUAGAAAAGGUCCUUGAAGAAAUAAGGCCAUUCCUUGCAGGAACAGGGGGUGGAGGUCUUGAGCUAGUUGCAAUUGAAGAGCCCAUUGUGAAAAUUCGAAUCAUGGGGCCAGCAGCAGGUGUCAUGACCGUUCGUGUGGCAGUAACACAAAAAUUGCGGGAAAAAAUCCCUGCCAUUGCAGCAGUUCAGCUUCUGUAAUAUUAGCACUUCCUGCUAAGUAUAGUGCAUACUGAAAUCUUGUACAAAUCGCUUCUCAUAUUUGGUUA